Molecule: messenger RNA, 2748 nt
Organism: Cynocephalus volans (Philippine flying lemur)
Lineage: Eukaryota; Metazoa; Chordata; Mammalia; Dermoptera; Cynocephalidae
Gene: PARP16
Product: poly(ADP-ribose) polymerase family member 16
Exons: 6
Coding region: 579-1490 (303 amino acids)
Biological process (GO): endoplasmic reticulum unfolded protein response
Cellular component (GO): endoplasmic reticulum tubular network; nuclear envelope; membrane
Molecular function (GO): kinase binding; protein serine/threonine kinase activator activity; NAD+ poly-ADP-ribosyltransferase activity
Source: RefSeq, a predicted model, not a curated record
CCGGGGCGCAGGAGCCCAUCCGCGGGGCCGGGCACUCCGAGCAGACGUGCGCUGCUGGCGGGACGCAGGCGCCGCGAGGGCAGCCGGGCGAGCGCCGGGGCCUCGGCGGCGCGGCGGGAGGCGGGGCAGGAAGGCACGCGCGGCGCCGCAGCCUCACCCGGCGCGGGGAGUGGGCUCUGCCCGCAGUCCCCCUGGGGCUGCUGCCUGCCCCAGGCUCCUACAGAGGACACGUGUCAGCACGUUCCCGCCGUUGUCAUCUCAUCCUGUGUCAUAGCCCCUCCCUCAGGCCUGGGACCCCCGGCCGCAUUAUCCCUGGGCCCAAUCCCCGCGCUGACCCGCGGUCCUGGCCGGGUCUCUUUCCUCUACCGGCGCGUCUUCUCUGCCCAGGCCCCCGCAGAGGACACUCUCGGCACGGUCUCGCCCCUGUAUCAUCUCAUACCCCUGUCUAGUUCCACCGCAGGCCUGGGAGCCCCGGUCACCGACGGCCCACUGUUCCCGGGCCCAGCCCCUGCGCUGACCGCAGGCUCGGCCGUCGCUCUGACUGGCGUGUUUCCCCCGGCAACGCCCCGCGACCCAGGAUGCAGCCUUCAGGCUGGGUGGCCGCCAGAGAGGCGGCGGGCCGCGACAUGCUGGCCGCAGACCUCCGGUGCAGCCUCUUUGCCUCGGCGCUGCAGAGCUACAAGCGUGACUCGGUGCUGCGGCCGUUCCCUGCGUCCUACGCCCGCCACGACUGUAAGGACUUUGAGGCCCUGCUUGCAGAUGCCAACAAGUUACCUAACCUGCAAGAACUUCUCCAGUCCUCCGGAGACAAAGACAAACGGGCCUGGGACCUGUUUGAAAAGAUUCAGAAGCUGACUGGUACCCCUCACACACCUGUCCCCACGCCAGACUUCCUGUUUGAAAUCGAGUACUGCGACCCAGCCAACUCCAAAUUUUAUGAGACCAAAGGAGAACGAGACCUAAUCUACGCCUUCCAUGGUAGCCGCCUAGAAAACUUCCAUUCCAUCAUCCACAAUGGCCUGCACUGCCACCUGAACAAGACAUCCUUGUUUGGAGAGGGGACCUACCUCACCAGUGACUUGAGCCUGGCCCUCAUUUACAGCCCGCAUGGCCAUGGGUGGCAGCACAGCCUCCUCGGACCCAUCCUUAGCUGUGUGGCCGUGUGUGAGGUCAUUGACCAUCCAGAUGUCAAGUGCCAAACCAAGAAGAAGGAUUCCAAGGAGAUAGAUCGCAGAAGAGCGAGAAUCAAACAUAGUGAAGGGGGAGACAUCCCUCCAAAGUACUUUGUGGUCACCAAUAACCAGCUCCUGCGAGUGAAGUAUCUGCUGGUGUAUUCGCAGAAGCAGCCCAAGAGGGCUUCAAGCCAGCUGUCUUGGUUUUCCAGCCAUUGGUUUACCAUCAUGAUAUCCCUGUAUCUGCUGCUGCUGCUCAUAGUGAGUGUCAUCAACUCCUCUGCUUUCCAACACUUUUGGAAUCGUGCAAAGAGAUAAUCUUUCUGGGGCUGUUGUGGAGGCCAUUUCAAACCAUGUGCCUUACGAUAAAUUGUUCUAUACCUUCUGUGCCUUACAUGAAGCCAGGUUGAGCCUGGGGGCCAGUUGGGGACCAUAGGACAGAUUUUUUUAUGCCAUAAAUGUAUUGAUUGCCUUUGAUGCUUCCAGCCACACUCCAGUCAAUGGGGACCACUGGCCCCUCACUCUUAGGUUUCGAGGGAGCCUUCCCAUCUGUCUCUUCCUAAAUAAUCCUAGGGAGUUGGCUUUUCAGCCAGAGCCAAAGGAAAAAGUCCUGCUGCAUUUAAAAACAAAGUGUCCAAGCUGUCAGAGGGGUGUUUACAAUUGCUUCUGGCGGAGGUUGGCCCUUUCUAAUGACUUCUGGAAGGCGGAAAAUGUGUAGCGUGGACUAUAAAUCAUUAGGCAGUUGCCUUAUUUUGACUUGAGACACCCAAGAGGGACAGUCAUGUUUCUCAUAAAAAUCAGUGGGAUCAUUUUGAAUUCCAUCAGCCUUUGUAUGUGAGUGCAAAACAUUUUAACAGUUUUUUCAAAUCAACAAACAAGCCUUCUGCUACAGCUGUACCUCCCCCACCCUCCCAACCAUGGAUGAGAAAGGAAGGAGCCAGAGGCCUGAUUAAAAAAAAGAAAGACUUAAUAAUGAGCAACUCAAGUUGUCUUUUUCUAAAAAUUACCAACUGCUGAUUACAGCUGAAAUAGAACCAAGUGUUUGUUUUCUGAUUUUUUUUUUUUCAAUAGCUGUUUGACACUAGUCUUUGUGAGCUGAGUUAUGGGGAAAUUUCUAAACCUAGAGCACCAUUUGGCCAGUGUCCACGCCUCUUUCAUGGCUGUUUUAGAGAAAGGGAUUUGAGCUGCAGGCUCGCCCCCUGUCUCAUUCUCACGAAGCUGCCUUGAUUGUGGCUUGCCAGCCCCAAGUGCCAUGCUGCAGGCCUUCUGUGGGCUGCUGGCUUUUGAGACAGAGACCUGCCUCAGGGUGCCACAGAUCUGCAUGGAUUGAGCUUCUUUCAGAGAAUCUCAGGUCGUUGGGACUCAGCCUGGGAUUUAAUGUGUAGGAAAAGCCUCUGGCUGCCCAGAGUCAUGGUCCUACUUGCUGUAUUCUCUGCUCUCUCCUUCCUGCUGGGUUUCACCUAUAAUGGAGCUUGGUCUGAUUUGGGGGUGAGAUUUCUGUAAAGAAAGGAAAAAUAAUUUUUCUAUAAUUUGUAAAGUUGUGAAAAAGCACUAUCAUGGUUUUUACACUGAAUAU